Molecule: messenger RNA, 3330 nt
Organism: Anguilla anguilla (European eel)
Lineage: Eukaryota; Metazoa; Chordata; Actinopteri; Anguilliformes; Anguillidae
Gene: arl8
Product: ADP-ribosylation factor-like 8
Exons: 6
Coding region: 628-1167 (179 amino acids)
Biological process (GO): vesicle-mediated transport; protein localization to Golgi membrane; intracellular protein transport
Cellular component (GO): trans-Golgi network; cytoplasm
Molecular function (GO): GTPase activity; GTP binding
Source: RefSeq, a predicted model, not a curated record
GUGUGUAACAUGAAACUGUUGGGGGAUGGUGAGCUUCUGAGCUGCAUUUCUGUGCUCUGCUCACAUUAGGGUAGACAGAUUGACACCGGUGCUGUCGGAUGAGUAACCGUGGAUGGGUUUAGGGACCUAUCCUUUGGUUUUAUUUAUUUAUUUUUAUUUUUAUUAUCUGUGUACACGUCAUCUUGCACCGCACAGGUCGAUAUUCCUACGCACGCUCCAAACGCGAGGAGGAAUGCGCAAUGUAGCGGAAUUUUGGGAGUGAAGAAAAGACCCUCUCCACAAGACUUCUCGGGAGAGAUGCGGAGACACAGGUUCCACGAGACAAAGAACUGACAGCGAGCUAGAAGAAUAAACGAAGUCAUAAAUGCGUAUACACUCGCGCUUCGUAUGGGUGAAGCCAGUUUGCUGGAUGCGACUUCAGAAGAGUGUAGUUAGUAAACGUUCCGCAAAGAGGAUUCUGUGUUGGUGAAAUGCUAGCUAGCUAGCUGGUUUGCUAGUUGGCGCUUAGCCUUGAGAGACAAAAACACAGUGUGUAGCUAGCUAGUGUGGUUGCAUGCUAAUCUUGCAAGCGAAGUAGUCGGCUACAAAGAGUAGCAACCUAGCUGGCUAAUUGAACUGAGUCUAAACAUGGGUCUGAUAUUCGCCAAACUCUGGGGGUUCUUUUGUAACCAAGAGCACAAGGUGAUCAUUGUUGGACUGGACAAUGCUGGAAAGACCACAAUACUUUAUCAGUUUUUGAUGAACGAGGUUGUCCACACGUCGCCUACGAUAGGAAGCAACGUGGAGGAGAUUGUGGUGAAGAACACGCACUUCCUCAUGUGGGACAUCGGGGGCCAGGAGUCUCUCCGGUCCUCCUGGAACACGUAUUACUCCAACACAGAGUUCAUCAUCUUGGUGGUGGACAGCACGGACAGGGAGAGACUGGUCAUCUCCAAGGAGGAGCUGUACAGGAUGCUGGCCCACGAGGAUCUGCGGAAGGCAGCUGUGUUGAUAUUUGCGAACAAGCAGGAUAUGAAAGACUGCAUGUCCGCUGCUGAAAUCUCCAAAUACCUCACCCUGAGCUCCAUAAAGGACCACCCCUGGCACAUCCAGUCCUGCUGCGCCCUGACAGGGGAGGGACUGUGCCAAGGCUUGGAGUGGAUGACAUCACGCGCCGGACUGAGAUAACCCCUCCCCCCCAGGCCGUUUCUCAGCUGUGGCAGUGGUGCCCGCAGUCACCUCACAGGCUGUGCCAACCGCACCGCACCAGUACUCUCACACACUCCCACACAUCCUCCACGGCUCCUCUGGCACUCUCAUCGGUCACACCCUCUCCGGGACUGGGCGGAGUCUGAAACGGGCUUCCCUGUCUGAACACUGCUCCGGUGCUCAGGGCCUGUUAUCUUACAUAUCAUCGUCAGCUGCUGCGGAGGAGUCUGCGGCAGUGUUCAGUGCGCGCGUGUUCAGCAGAGCGCCGCGGCCAUCGCGUUGCCAUGGAACCACUUGCACAUGGACACACAUGUCAGCACAGGGGCCCGCACCAAAUCAAACGAUGCGAUCCCACGUGCUGAUUUUACGGUUCUAAUUCGGUUUUCCGGAGAUGUUACAGAAAGUGUUAUAAUGGAAAAUACUUGCUUUUGAGGGGGUGUUACUAUGACAGGUCAGUUUAGAUUAAUUUGGUUUAGGCCUGUGUACAUGACAUUGGAACAAAGCAGGUAUUAUUUUGAUUUGUUUUAUUUAUUUUACUUUAUUUAAUAUUACAACUUAUCCGUUGCAGGUAUUUAAGGACGCCAUCUCAUAAGCUAGUAAAACACACACAAAGGCCAUUUAUGUCCCAGUGAGGGGUCACUAACCCCUCAGUCCUCUGAGUCCUAUCAGCCAAGCGCCAUGUCAGCACACCAGUAUGUUCUUUAGUGAGGGAGGGGUUUGUGGUCAGCUAUGCUGUGUUUGUGUGCAUGCGCGUGUGCUCCAUAGCAUUUUGAAAUAUGUGUAGGGAAUAACAGCUGGCCGUAAGCAUGGCAACAUGUGGAGGUGAGACCGCGCUCAUGGUUGAACGUGUGGAAUAUGCACCCUUUGAGCACUCUUGAUGUUUAGCACAGAUGGACUCUAUUGGCCGAAUUGUGAUGCCGAUUGUUUACCCCACAGUUAAUGAGGGCAGCUUCUCAGCGGUUCACUUUCUCCUCCUCUUCAGCUGUGUGCUUUUAACAGCGUCAGUGCUUUUGUGAGGGCCAGCUUUUCCCUAACAUUUCAGCCUGUAGUGAACUGUGCAAAUCGUCAAGAAUGCUCAGACAAGUGCUUGCUGCCUCUCUUGGGUGUUUAUUUAAACCUGACAGUAUUGCCACAACAUAUAUGGAGACCUAUUAUGAUUAUGUUCCCAAUAUAUUGUCCAUUUGUUAAGUGCUCCAGAGGCUAGGAAACCCAUAAUGGCCUGAUUUGUGUAGUAUUAUGUGCAUUUUAAAGGGCAGCAAGCAUUACAUCAUUUGCCCUUUCAACUCUUUACAGCUACAGUGUUGUGCACAGUGUAAAACAUGAAAGCUGAAUAUUUUUCCAGUUAAUUUUUUUUAAAUAGUUAUGUUCAGAUCUUUAUAGUCAAUUAUUUGCAGCUUUAAAAGCUUAUGAGUACUGUACCAUGUACAAAGAUAACUGACAGGGAUAUGGUGCUUUUCUGACUUUGGUUAUUUAACUCUGAGGUGGUGAACAUUCAAGGUUCUGACAGUUUGUAUCGCUCACUUUGCCGCAGAAUGUUCCGGAAACAUCUGAAGUCUGUGGAACCAGCCACCAUCAUGUGAAGCGUUUGUGUCAAAUUUUAGAAUGAUUCAGAAUUAUGUGUUAUGAAUUAGUUUCUUUGAACAAUACAGACUUCGGAUCCAUGUCACUUUUUAUUUUCUUGAUCCAUGUCAGUAUUUUAUAUCAUUGAUUUUGUUUUUCCUGGCCUAUCUGCCUGCGUGUUCCCUAGGCAGUUAUCAUGGUACACCUCUUGUUCAUGAGGAUGGGAGUAUCAGUAUGCGUUCAGAGGAUAGAUCUAUGUCUCACAGAGCCCUUCAAUAUUAAUGAUGUCCUGAGGAUAGACCUCAAGCACGAAGGAAACCAGCCCACACUUCUCAGUUCCGGUUGUCAGUUGUCAUCAUGAGAUGAAUUUCCAUACACAGCAUUUGUUGGAAUACCUCUACUGUGUGCUCCAUUUAAGAACAGAAUCCAUGGUGUUCACUUAAUAUUUUAGGGCUUUAUAACAAUCGGUUUACAACACUAUGAACUUUUGAUAAAGUCGGACACUUUUAAAGCUGGAUGAUGAUGUUUAUGAUUAUAUAUGGGAUUAGCAUUUCUUUUUUAUUAAAAUCUUUGAAAUGUCAA